AUGAACGCUGACACCCUGAGGCUAAACCUGAUCGAGCUGGCGAGAACCGGAAGUAGGCUGGUAGGGGUGGCUGGCCACGUAGACUUCAUGUGCCAGGAAGUGGAAGCCGCCGACCCCAUCACCUUUACUACCCCAGCCUCUCAUCUGGACAAGGGGAAUGUCCAGAAACACUUGGGAACAAGCAGUCCAGGAGGAAUUCAACUGGAGAGGAAUGGACUGGAAAUGGCGCAACCAGCUGGUACAGGAUCGGGACUCUUGGAUCAGGAUCUACAACCAGGAACCCCUCACACAAUAUUCAUAUUA
Messenger RNA from Nezara viridula (southern green stink bug), 303 nucleotides. NCBI's taxonomy places the organism in Eukaryota, Metazoa, Arthropoda, Insecta, Hemiptera, Pentatomidae. The record is from the annotation of a GenBank genome assembly.